CGUUUUUGUCUCGUGUCUUGAUUUCUGUGUGAUUUUUCGCCGAUAUAGAUAAUGAUGACCCACUCACCAAGUCAUUAUUGUACGGAGAUGUGUACCAUCCGAAGAAACCCCGGAAUUGCAGCAAUCAAUCACAGUCCCGGUUCGAUCCGGGACUAUAUCAGCGCAUUGCUGCCAGCACAUCUAUCAGCAGCCUUCACCGACUGAAGUGACUACAUUUCAUCCCGAAGAGCUCAUCGACCUGCGUUGUACAGACGUCCAACUCACAGCCGCACAUAUGGAAAUCAUCGUUGUGGGUGCCGGCCUUGCAGGGCUCUCUGCGGCCCUUGCCCUGACCCACUCUUCCACCAAACACCACGUAGUGCUUCUCGAGGCUGCUCCUGCCCUUGCAGAGAUCGGUGCUGGAGUUCAACUCGCUCCAAACGCCACCUGGCAGUUCAAAGCUUGGGGCCUUCACCCUCAGCUUCUUGCAGCCUCAGCACUGCCUGAAGCGUGGAACUUGCGCCGUGGCUCUGAUGGAGAGAUCUUGAACCGAGUGCCGAUGGCCAAAUUUGACGAAUGGUACGGCGCGCCCUAUGUCGUUGUGCACCGCGCAGAUCUACAUCGAAUAUUGCAUGAAGCAGCCGUAGAAAGAGGCGUGGAAGUACGUCUGAACAGCCGCGUGGAAGAGUAUGGGGUAGAAGAAGGGUGGGUGAAGCUGACGAACGGUGAGAAAGUCCAGGGAGAUCUAGUUGUGGCCUGCGAUGGUGUCAACAGCGUUGCUCGAACGCAGCUACUCAAAAGCACAAGAAGUACAAUUCAUCAAGUGAACGAGCUGGAAACAACAGGAUGGUCAGCAUAUAGGCUGAUGGCAGAUGUAAAAGAGUUGGAGAAGGAUGCGCUGACGAAGGAAAUUGUAGGCGAACAUUCUGCCAACUGUUGGGCAGAUGCCAACAGAUCCGUGAUGUCCUACAUGAUCCGUGAUUCUGGAAAGCUCAACCUCGUUCUAUCUCAUCCCGAUGACACGGACACCAGUACUUGGAGUCGUGAACAAUACUCCUCUGAGAUUCAGCGGUAUUACCAUGAUCUGGACCCACGUGUACUUCGCCUUGUCGCCCUCAGCACUGGUCCUAUAACUAACUGGCCUGUCCAUCAAGUCGCUAAGCUUCCUACGUGGAUGUCAAAAAGCGGCAGAUUUGUGCUUAUCGGGGAUGCAGCCCAUGCCAUGGCCUUCUACCUUUCGAUGGGUGUCUCACUUGCGAUUGAGGAUGCCGCGGCGCUCGCUACAGCUUUGGAUUUACACACCUCAGGACAAGGCAAUGUGUCUUUGAAGAAAGCGAUGCAGUUGUUCCAGGGCGUCCGAAAACCGAGAGCUGAGAGGAUCAGAGAUGCGAGUUUGCACGCAGGCGAAAUGCUGCACCUUCCUCUGGGGUCGCAAAGGGAUCUGCGUGAUGAAUCUGCAAUGAACGAUACUGCAGUCUCGGAAGCGCAGACAGGCGACUUGUUGUUGGAUUGGAUCAGCUACGGUAUAGCAGAUAAGAUGAUCAGGCAAGACUGCUAUGGAUACGACGUUGUUUCAGAGCUACGUCGUCAAUUUCAUGAAGACGAACUCUUGCCCGCGCAGAGCUAACUCCAUAUUUUGUACAAUUAGCGCAAAAUCACUUUAUCAAACCCAUUAACCUUAAAUCAGUCGGAAAAGUCUGAAGAUGCAACGAG
This is a messenger RNA of Boeremia exigua, 1692 nucleotides long. RefSeq names its product putative monooxygenase. Gene Ontology annotation, molecular function: FAD binding; monooxygenase activity. Bases 275 to 1606 code for a protein of 443 amino acids. Gene Ontology annotation, biological process: secondary metabolite biosynthetic process. NCBI's taxonomy places the organism in Eukaryota, Fungi, Ascomycota, Dothideomycetes, Pleosporales, Didymellaceae. The record is from RefSeq and is a predicted model, not a curated record. The transcript is spliced from 2 exons.